GUCGGGCGACCCGACGAGCUGGUGUCAAAUGCGCGGGGUUGACGCGUGGAGCUAGGAUGGACUGUAGCGCGCGGGCAAACCUAACGGGUGCAGGAGGACUAAGCGGGGUGACGACUUCGUGGGUUGCUGACAUGGACGAGGGACAUAGAGCACCGCGCCUGGACCGAAUAUGUGGAGCUGCUGAUCAUCCAAGCUUGGAGAACGGAGGUGGAAGGAGACCUUCUCGGAUUUCUAUCCGGAUCGGUGCGGCCCGACCAUCGACAGCUGAUCGUACAGGAACUCACGAUCCUCUCGCGCAGCUGGUCGGCGAUCUCCCUCUUGAUAUCGUUUCGCAGUGCGACGAGAGCCCGGUCCCGCACGUCCUUUCGCGAACUCUGACACCCUACCUACAAUGGUCGGCCUGCCUCGAGGAGCAUGGAGGUAACAGCAACCCGCCAUCGCAACGAGAGUACCUGGACCCGCGGAGGAUAAUCGACCUCGCCUUCGUUCAACCUCCAACGGUCUCCGAAGACGAAGGGCUAACGCUAGAGGAGGAAGAAGAAGAGGGCGUAGAGAAAGGAGACAAGGAGGAAGAAGAGGAAACCUCGAAAGAAGCAGGGAGCUACAACGAAUACAUCGAGGAAGAGUCGGGAGGUGAAGAAGAAGAAGACGAUCAGUUGGAGGAAGAGGGGGAAUCUGAGUGGAAGGCUUUGGGUGACGAGGCGGAUCGUGCAGAGGCUCAUGAGGAGGAUCCCGAGGCGGCGCGAAGGAGAGAGGAGAUCGUAGCCGGGAAGCAGCCGCUGAAGUUCGCAAGUGGAGUGGAUUUGCCGAUCCCGAACGGCCCAGCCAAGGAUCCUGAGCCACCUAAGAACGACGAUGGGGACCUUGCUGCCGAGACUUCGAGCGCACCGGCCCGACGACGACGAAGCCGAUCCCCCUCCCCCUCCACCUCCGCCCGUCCACCAGUUCGAGCUCAUACCGAUGCAGAGCAUCGGGCUUCAUCCCCGGUCCUUAUCCCGUCGUCUCCUUGACCACCUCACCCUCCACCAGAUCACUACCCGCAUCACCUUCCCCUGCAAUCCCUUCCCAAUC
Molecule: messenger RNA, 1071 nt
Organism: Chara braunii
Lineage: Eukaryota; Viridiplantae; Streptophyta; Charophyceae; Charales; Characeae
Source: the annotation of a GenBank genome assembly